Messenger RNA from Fusarium graminearum PH-1, 399 nucleotides. RefSeq lists its product as uncharacterized. The transcript is spliced from 2 exons. NCBI's taxonomy places the organism in Eukaryota, Fungi, Ascomycota, Sordariomycetes, Hypocreales, Nectriaceae. The coding region runs from base 1 to 399 and encodes 132 amino acids. The record is from RefSeq and is a predicted model, not a curated record.
AUGAGGCUGCAUCCCCCAUGGUUAAGACUUGCAUCUCGUCUCCCUGCCCUGCCCUGCCUGCCGGAGGCGCGUUGGUUUCCUGCUUACACUUCUCGAUUGGGUAUGACCGUUGCUUCUCAGGUCCCCAACUUUAGAAUACCCUCGUCAACUCAUCUCAAUCCUAGUUCCCUAGUCUAUCCACUCACUCAUAGCACAGGACGCCUGCCUACAAAUGCGAUUACAGAUGCAGAUAUGCACAUUCGAGGUAUAUUUACAUCCUUUUUACCUGCUCCAGCGAGCGAUGCUACCGCAGUGCUGCAUACAGCUUCCGAAACCAGAGAUUAUUGCAUCUUGUUCAUAGACGUGGUGGCUCUUGUUUUGCUCAUGAGACUCAUCAGGAUCUUCACCGCUCAUAAAUGA